This is a messenger RNA of Zootoca vivipara (common lizard), 1767 nucleotides long. RefSeq names its product solute carrier family 17 member 7 (gene SLC17A7). Gene Ontology annotation, molecular function: neurotransmitter transmembrane transporter activity; L-glutamate transmembrane transporter activity. Gene Ontology annotation, cellular component: excitatory synapse; synaptic vesicle membrane. Gene Ontology annotation, biological process: regulation of synapse structure or activity; transmembrane transport; synaptic transmission, glutamatergic. The record is from RefSeq and is a predicted model, not a curated record. Lineage: Eukaryota; Metazoa; Chordata; Lepidosauria; Squamata; Lacertidae.
AUGCUUCGGACUCGCUCUGAACCGAAAACGAUGGUUGCCUUUGGAGCAACGGAUGCUCCGGCCAAAGGGUUAAUGAUCCUUGAACGGAAACAGGCAGGUGGGGAGACCAUUGAGCUGACUGAAGAGGGCCGGCCUGUUGAGGUGACUGAGAAGCACCAGCCCAUCGUCGACUGCACCUGCUGUGGCCUCCCUCGCCGCUACAUCAUCGCCAUCCUCUGUGGCCUGGGCUUCUGCAUCAGCUUCGGCAUCCGCUGCAACCUGGGCGUGGCCAUCGUCAGCAUGGUCAACAACAACACCGUCUACGAAGGGGACAAGCUCAUUGUGAAGAAAGCGGAGUUCAACUGGGAUCCUGAGACAGUGGGCAUGAUUCAUGGAUCCUUCUUCUGGGGUUACAUCGUCACCCAGAUCCCAGGAGGGUUCAUAGCACAGAAAUUUGCUGCUAACAGGGUUUUUGGCUUUGCCAUUGUGGCGACAUCAACCCUGAACAUGCUCAUUCCAUCGGCCGCAAGGGUCCACUUUGGCUGCGUGAUCUUCGUGCGGAUCCUGCAAGGCCUUGUGGAGGGGGUCACCUACCCAGCAUGCCACGGUAUCUGGAGCAAAUGGGCACCCCCCCUGGAACGCAGCCGCCUGGCGACAACAGCCUUCUGUGGCUCUUACGCAGGGGCUGUGGUGGCCAUGCCUCUCGCCGGGAUCCUAGUGCAGUAUUCCGGGUGGAGCUCGGUAUUCUACGUCUACGGCAGCUUUGGUAUCUUCUGGUAUAUCUUCUGGCUGAUGGUUUCCUACGAGAGUCCUGCGCAGCACCCAACCAUCACCGAGGAAGAGAGGAAAUACAUAGAAGAAAGCAUUGGAGAAAGUGCCAGUCUUAUGAAUCCCCUUCUGAAAUUCAAAGCCCCCUGGCGCAAGUUCUUCACUUCCAUGCCUGUCUAUGCCAUUAUUGUGGCCAACUUUUGCCGGAGCUGGACCUUCUAUUUGCUCUUAAUUAGCCAGCCGGCCUAUUUUGAAGAAGUCUUUGGCUUUGAAAUCAGCAAGGUGGGCAUGCUUUCUGCUUUGCCUCACCUGGUCAUGACGAUCAUCGUGCCCAUUGGGGGCCAAAUCGCCGACUACCUGCGGACGCGAAGGAUCAUGUCUACCACAAACGUCCGCAAGAUGAUGAACUGUGGGGGUUUUGGCAUGGAAGCCACACUCCUCUUAGUGGUUGGCUAUUCCCACAGCAAAGGCGUAGCAAUUUCUUUCCUUGUUCUGGCCGUGGGUUUCAGCGGUUUUGCUAUUUCAGGAUUUAAUGUGAAUCACUUGGACAUUGCCCCCCGAUAUGCCAGUAUCCUCAUGGGGAUCUCCAAUGGCGUCGGAACUCUGUCAGGGAUGGUGUGUCCCCUCAUCGUUGGAGCUAUGACCAAACACAAGACACGGGAGGAGUGGCAAUACGUCUUCCUCAUCGCCUCUCUAGUGCAUUACGGGGGCGUCAUCUUCUAUGGGAUUUUCGCCUCUGGCGAGAAGCAGCCCUGGGCCGAGCCAGAAGAGAUCCACGAGGAGAAGUGCGGCUUCAUCCACGAGGACGAACUGGCCGACGAGGAGGACGAAGCGGCCCGGAUGGCCGCAGGAGGGGGUGGGGGAGGAGGAGGAGGAGGAGGGGGCUACGGCGCCACUAAGAGCACCAGUUUUGCCAAUGGAGGCUGGACGGCUGACUGGGACAAGAAGGAAGAAUACGUCCAGGAGCCUGGCAAAGAUUCGUAUAUGUACGGCACGCCAGGAGAGAGGGACUUAUCGUAG